Cucumis sativus (cucumber) is the source of this 1205-nucleotide messenger RNA. RefSeq names its product probable WRKY transcription factor 15-like (gene WRKY14). Gene Ontology annotation, biological process: regulation of DNA-templated transcription. The transcript is spliced from 3 exons. Gene Ontology annotation, molecular function: DNA-binding transcription factor activity; sequence-specific DNA binding. The coding region runs from base 89 to 973 and encodes 294 amino acids. The record is from RefSeq and is a predicted model, not a curated record. NCBI's taxonomy places the organism in Eukaryota, Viridiplantae, Streptophyta, Magnoliopsida, Cucurbitales, Cucurbitaceae.
AAUAACCUCCUUCUUCUUCUUCUUCUUCUUCUCUUCAAUUGAAUGAUUCAAUCUCCCUUUUCACCUUCUUCUUCUUCUUCCUAAUUCAAUGGCGGUGGAGCUCCUCUCCGGCUUCACCAACGCUCCUCAACUCUCCUCCCGAUCCCCUAUGGACCAAGACUCCGCCGUUCAAGAAGCCGCCUCCGGUCUCGACACCCUCAAAAAGCUCGUCACAUUACUCUCUCAUUCUCCCCCUUCUAAUCUCGACUCCGAUUGCCAAGCCGUCGCCAACGCCGCUGUCUCCCACUUCCGCAAGGCCAUAUCUCUCCUCGGCCGCUCCUCUAGGACCGGCCAUGCCCGAUUCCGCCGUGCCCCUUUAGAUUCCUCUAAAAUCUAUAACGCUACCCCCAUUCAACAAAUCCCUCCCCCCUCCCUUGACCGCCUCGACUCCGCCACCACCAUCAAUUUCUCCUACUCCACUGCUCCUACUUCCUCCUUCUUAACCUCCCUUCCUGCUUCCGAUUCAGAAAUUAAGCUCCAGCAUCAACCCUCUUCCUCUUCUUUUCAGAUUACUGAUCUUUCCAGAGUUUCCUCUGUUGUCUCUAAGCCUUCUUCUGGUCUCAAGAGAAAGUGCGGUUCUGAGAAUUUGGGCUCUGGGAAAUGCGCCGGAUCUUCUGGUGGUCGUUGCCACUGCUCUAAGAAAAGCAGAAAAUUGAGGUUGAAAAGGGUGGUAAGAGUACCAGCAAUAAGUUCAAAGAACGCUGAUAUUCCUCCAGAUGAUUAUUCGUGGAGGAAGUACGGGCAAAAGCCGAUUAAGGGUUCUCCAUAUCCAAGAGGUUACUAUAAGUGUAGCAGUUUACGAGGAUGUCCGGCAAGAAAACACGUUGAGAGAGCGUCAGACGAUCCAUCUAUGUUAAUAGUAACGUACGAAGGCGAUCAUAAUCACUCUCAAUCAGUUGCAGAAGCUUCAAGUCUCAUCCUUGAAUCUUGGUGAAACACUAAAGUUUUGUGUUUUGUUUUGAUUCAUACAGAAAAAAGAAAUAGGAAUGGAUGAAUUUAUAUCAUAGAUCAUUGUUCUUUUUUCUUCAUGUAUACAAAUGUGGGAAACUCUGCGAAGAAAAAAGAAUCGUUUGAGGGUUAGAGUUUUAGUAGGAUAUUUGAGAAGAAAAAGAAAUGAAGAAGAUAGUGAAUUUGAUUUGAUUUGCUAAGUCCUGUUUCAUUUUUUU